AUGUCUGGAGCCAUGAGAAUCUUUUUCUUAAUUUCUGCUGUUCUCAUUCUCCUUGUUCACAUUUUCUCAGCCCAUGGAGGAAUAUACAGAGAGAUGCAGUGUCAGAAACUGGAUGGGCGCUGUGAAGUCGAGUGCCUUUCCUUCGAAGUUAAGAUUGGGGGCUGUCGAGCUGAAUUGACACCACUUUGCUGCAGGAAAAAGAGGAACAAGUAA
Callorhinus ursinus (northern fur seal) is the source of this 213-nucleotide messenger RNA. RefSeq names its product beta-defensin 107A-like. Gene Ontology annotation, biological process: defense response to bacterium; innate immune response; cell chemotaxis. NCBI's taxonomy places the organism in Eukaryota, Metazoa, Chordata, Mammalia, Carnivora, Otariidae. The record is from RefSeq and is a predicted model, not a curated record. Gene Ontology annotation, cellular component: extracellular region. Gene Ontology annotation, molecular function: CCR6 chemokine receptor binding; chemoattractant activity.